Messenger RNA from Syngnathus acus (greater pipefish), 1057 nucleotides. RefSeq names its product eukaryotic translation initiation factor 3, subunit G (gene eif3g). Lineage: Eukaryota; Metazoa; Chordata; Actinopteri; Syngnathiformes; Syngnathidae. The transcript is spliced from 10 exons. The coding region runs from base 69 to 959 and encodes 296 amino acids. Gene Ontology annotation, molecular function: translation initiation factor activity; RNA binding. The record is from RefSeq and is a predicted model, not a curated record. Gene Ontology annotation, cellular component: eukaryotic translation initiation factor 3 complex; cytoplasm.
AUGUCAGAGUUAGCACCGCGCUCUUCCGGUCUUUACAGUCCUGUAGCUAAGCUAGCUGAACACACGGGAUGCCGUCGAUCGAGUUCGACGACUCCAAGCCCAGCUGGGCCGACCAAGUAGAAGAGGAAGUAGAUGAAGGAACGCUUCCACCUCCCAAGGAAACCAUCAAAGGAAACAUCAAAACUCUUACAGAGUAUAAAAUCGACGACGAUGGAAAGAAGUUUAAGAUUGUGCGGACGAUCAAGAUAGAGACCAGGAAAGCCUCCAAAGCUGUGGCGAGAAGAAAGAACUGGAAGAAAUUCGGCAACUCGGAGUUCGACGCCCCGGGUCCAAAUGUGGCCACCACCACCGUCAGUGAUGACGUCUUCAUGACGUUCAUCUCUAGCAAAGAGGAUCUGAAUGCCCAAGACCAAGAUGAGGACCCAAUGAACAAGCUGAAAGGACAGAAGAUCGUGUCUUGUCGUAUCUGCAAAGGCGACCAUUGGACCACCCGCUGUCCCUACAAAGACACCCUGGGCCCCAUGCAGAAGGAGCUGGCCGAGCAGCUCGGCCUGUCUACCUCCGACAAGGACAAGCCUCCCGGCUCAGCCGAGCCAGAGCCCGCGCAGCCCGCACAGAGCAAGACUGGCAAAUACGUGCCCCCCAGCCUGAGGGACGGGAGUACACGCAGAGGCGAGUCCAUGCAGCCCAACCGCAGAGCCGACGACAACGCCACCAUCCGUGUUACCAACCUGUCGGAGGAUACACGCGAGACCGAUCUGCAGGAGCUCUUCAGACCCUUCGGCGCCAUCUCCAGAAUCUACCUGGCCAAAGACAAGAACACCGGGCAGUCCAAGGGCUUCGCUUUCAUCAGUUUUGUCCGUCGCGAGGAUGCUGCCAGAGCCAUUGUGGCCGUGUCAGGAUUUGGAUAUGAUCAUCUUAUUCUCAACGUUGAAUGGGCCAAACCAUCAAACAACUGAGGACUUCAGGAUAUUCCAUCACAAGGCCAUGUUUUGUCACUGUGCUCAAAUAUGGCUGGUUACCUAAAUAAAGAUCAUUGUUAUCACUUUUUGUGAAA